AUGAUGAGAGUUAUCGUCUACAAGCUCUUCGAUCUUUGCAGUCCCGAAAACAAAAAGACUAUUUUACCACUUGGCCACGGUGAUCCUGCUGUGUACCCUUGUUUCCGCACCUCCAUCCACGUCGAGAACGCCGUCGUUGAUGUCAUCCGCUCCGGCAAGGGUAACUCCUACGGCCCAGCCGCCGGAAUUCUCCCCGCCAGACAGGCGGUAGCUGACUAUGUGAACCGUGACUUGACGAACAAGGUAACGUCUAGCGAUAUAUAUAUGACCGUGGGAUGCAACCAAGGGACAGAAGCGGUGAUCCAUUCGCUGGCUCUACCAAAUGCUAACAUCCUUCUCCCACGGCCUAGUUACGCUCACUUCGAGGCUCGUUCCAUCUUCAGUGGACUUGAGGUCCGCAAGUACGAUCUCCUUCCCGAGCAAGAGUGGGACAUUGAUCUCCAAGGCAUCGAAGCCAUGGCAGAUGAGAACACUGUCGCUAUGGUUAUCAUUAACCCUAACAACCCUUGUGGAAAUGUCUAUUCUCAUGAUCAUCUCAAGAAGGUUGCGGAGAUGGCUAGGAAGCUGGGAAUAAUGGUGAUAGCUGAUGAAGUUUAUAGAGAGACAAUCUAUGGAGACAACCCUUUUGUUCCGAUGGGGGAGUUUUCUUUGAUAGCUCCGGUUAUCACUUUGGGUAGUAUAUCUAAAGGAUGGAUAGUUCCUGGUUGGAGAAUUGGUUGGAUCGCUUUGAAUGAUCCCAAAGGCAUUUUUAAGUCCACAGGGGUGGCUCAAUCAAUCCAACAGAAUAUUGACAUAAAUCCAGACGCUACCACAAUGUUUCAGUUUGCGCUUCCAGAGAUCCUGGAGAAGUCGAAUAAAGAGACGUUUGCAAAAAAGAACUUGAUACUGAAACAGAACGUGGAGUUGGUGUGUGAUAGGCUUAAUGACAUUCCUUGCGUGGUCUGCACCAAGAAACCUGAGUCAUGCACUUACUUAUUGGCAAAGCUGGAGCUUUCCUUGAUGGAUGACAUAGAGGAUGAUAUGGAUUUCUGUAUGAAGCUAGCUAAAGAAGAAAACCUAGUUUUGCUACCAGGAGUGGCUUUGGGAUUAAAGAACUGGAUAAGGAUAACGAUCGGAGUAGAACCUCAGAUGCUUGAGGAUGCACUUGAGAGGCUCAACGGCUUCUGCAAACGCUAUAUGAAGAAAACAGAAGCUUUGCUUCAAGAUCUGAAGCUCAAUGACGAUGGCGAAAUAUAGACACAACUCUUCUAUACACAACCAAAUAAAGAUGUGCACAGGUGAUGGGAAUAAUUAAGGAAUGCCACUAGGGUUUUUCUAUAAUUAUUGCAUUUUAAUUACGUUAGAUACCCUCAAGGAGGCUACUUGCCUCAUUUACCCCAAGAAACUUGAUUCAGUGGUACCAGUAUAUGUUAUAGCAUCAUCAAAUCAGUACAUGAUGAGACCCUAUCUAUU
This is a messenger RNA of Eruca vesicaria subsp. sativa (arugula), 1452 nucleotides long. Lineage: Eukaryota; Viridiplantae; Streptophyta; Magnoliopsida; Brassicales; Brassicaceae. The record is from the annotation of a GenBank genome assembly.